AUGGACUCGUUGAAAAAUAAAUAUGGUGAACAUUUUGAUUUUGCAAUUCUACGUAGUGAGCUUUCUGUUAUAUACUCAUCAACUGAAUUUCAUAAGGUUAUAAACAUUCAUGAACUUUGGAUGUAUCUCAAAUCUACUGGCUUAUCAGAUAGCCUACCUCAGGUUACAAAAUUAGCAUCAUUGAUUGUAACCAUUCCAGCAACAAAUGCAGGUGCUGAAAGCUCAUUUUCCUGUUUAAAAAGAAUAAAGACACAUCUCAGAAACUCCCAGUCCCAAAAUAGACUUUCAGAUCUGUCUCUUUUGACAAUUGAGAAACGAUUGUUGACAACAAUUCAAAACCAAAAUUAAUUUUAUGAUAAUGUAAUUGACGAUUUCACUAAAAAAAUAAGAAUCAAUUUGAUGUAUAAAUAAAAUAUUUUUAUUAUUUAUGAUAUGUUUUUUUUAAGUAAAAUUGUAAAAUGUAUAACUAAAUUAACUGCAUGUACCAGUGUAGAAGGAGGGAGGGUAAUUAAUAUGUACCAGUGCUUACGCUCACUCACAACCCACGCCACGCCACUGCUGAGUAGUAUUAGUAUACCUACUACUUAUUAGUCUGUACUCCGUAUUCAUUAUAUGGACUGAUUUUGUAAAAAAAGGAACAUUAUUUGUAACACGCCCACUUAUUGAAUGAAAAUGUAUGUAACGUGAUAAAAGUUAUGUCAGGUAAUGUAAAUGUAAUUUAAAUAAAAAUAUUUAAUAUAACGUGUAACGUAAUUUUAUUAAUUUUGAAAAGUAAUUACCCAACACUCCACUUAGUAAUAUAACAUUAUUCUCAAGAACCAUUGAAUUAUAAGAAAAGUUAUCGAUGAGUGUUAUAAAAAACACAAGUAUUGAUUAUACAGAUGGGAGGACGACAACAAAUAAGAAUGGCAUCUGGUUGAGUUAUAAAAAUUAUUAACGAACAAUUACCCAAAUUAUUUAUUAAAAUAAACGUAAAUUAGGCGUAUGACAAUGGAUAAACUAGAUUAGGCUAUUUAUUGAAAGACAAAAUCUAAAACAACGAUUUGUGAUCAGACACUUUAAAAACUGUUAGGUUUGAUUGGUUAAAUUUAAAAAUUUAAAUUUAAAUUCAAUUAAAAGAUGGGGAAAUUAAUGAGUCAACUACUUAGCUUAUUCACUAAUAAAAAUACAUUAAUAAAUAGAAUAAAUAUUAGCUUUUUAAGAUAAAAUAAAAUAAACUAAAUUAUUAAUCAAUAAAUUAUAUGAAAAUUUGUA
Myzus persicae (green peach aphid) is the source of this 1254-nucleotide messenger RNA. RefSeq lists its product as uncharacterized. Lineage: Eukaryota; Metazoa; Arthropoda; Insecta; Hemiptera; Aphididae. Bases 1 to 348 code for a protein of 115 amino acids. The transcript has a single exon. Gene Ontology annotation, molecular function: protein dimerization activity. The record is from RefSeq and is a predicted model, not a curated record.